AUGAGGGCAGCUCUGGCCCUGCUGCUGCUGCUGCUAGCCACCGCGCGUGCCGAGCACCGAGGUAGAGCUUAUGUGCGGGACAAAGUCUGCCAGGAGUUCCAGACCCUGGGGAAGGAGGACUUCCGGACCCUAACCCUCAUCGCCAACAGCAGGAAGUUCUCCAACGCCACCUUCAAGGAGAUCAGCCACCUCGUCCAGGAAAUCGUCUCCCUGGCUGACACCUGCUGUGCCGAUGGUGCCGACCCCUCCUGCUAUGAUGCUGGGUCCUCAGCUCUGUCGGCCAAAUCAUGCAGCGUGGACUCGCCAUUCCCGGCUCACCCCGGCACGGCCGGCUGCUGCGCCCAGGAGGGGCUGGAGCAGAAGCUGUGCCUGGCUGCCCUUCGCCACCCGCCCCAGCACCUGCCCCGCUACCUCCAACCCUCCAACGAGGAGCUCUGCCAGGCCUUCAAGAAGGACCCCAAGGACUUUGCAGACAGGUUUCUGCACGAGUAUGCCAGCAGCUACAGCCAAGCCCCCCUGCCCGUGCUUCUGGGCUCCACCAGGAGCUUCCUCUCCAUGGUCUCUACAUGCUGCAUCUCUCCUGCGCCCACUGCCUGCUUCCUGAAGGAGAAACUGGAAAGGAAGAGCCUCUCUCUUCUCACCCUGAUGUCAAACCGGGUUUGCACUCGCCUCACAGAAUUUGGGAAGGACAAAGUCACCUCCAGCUACCUCACCUCGCUUGCUCAGAAGAUGCCCAGUGCCUCCUUCGAGGACCUUUUCCCCCUGGCAGAAGGUGCUGCCGAGGUGUUUUCCCAGUGCUGUGACUCAGUGGAUGAGGACUGCAUGCAAAAGAAGUUAUCAGAGCACACGGCCAAAGUCUGCAACACGCUGUCGGCCCAAGACAAAAGGUUUGCUGACUGCUGCAAGGGCAAAAACCUGAUGCAAAACUACUUCUGCAUCUCAGCCUUGCCCCCAGCCACUGUCCCGAAACUGCCUGAGGUACAGAAGCCGACCAACAAGCAGCUAUGUGGGGAGGAGGGGCCUCGUUACACCAAGAGGUACCUGUUUGAGCUGGCACGGAGACACACCAGUGUCCCUGAUGCCUUCCUCGGCAAGCUAUAUGAUGCCUCUGAAAAAGUCAGGGAGGAGUGCUGCUCUGCCAAGGAUGCCUCUGCCUGCCUAGACAGCAAGCGCCAGCAGAUGGGGGAAGAGCUGCCUCCCUUCCUGGAAAAGGCCAACGAGCUCUGUGGGCUGUACACUCAGUUAAAUUUCCUUGACUUCAAGAAGAGGCUGCGGGAGAGCUUGAUGCCGACAGUGCCCAAGGGCAGCCCUGAGCUGCUGGGGCAGCUGGUGGAACAGCGAGCUGACUUCGCCUCCACCUGCUGCCCCCCCAACUCGCCCCCGCUCUACUGCUCCUCCAAGGUGAGCUCAGAGCUGGCCAAGGCGUGUGGUGGCAAGUCCUGCCUGCUGGGCUAG
Colius striatus (speckled mousebird) is the source of this 1455-nucleotide messenger RNA. It is a transcript of the gene GC, whose product is annotated as GC vitamin D binding protein. NCBI's taxonomy places the organism in Eukaryota, Metazoa, Chordata, Aves, Coliiformes, Coliidae. The transcript is spliced from 12 exons. Gene Ontology annotation, biological process: vitamin transport. Gene Ontology annotation, cellular component: blood microparticle; cytoplasm. Gene Ontology annotation, molecular function: vitamin D binding; vitamin transmembrane transporter activity. The record is from RefSeq and is a predicted model, not a curated record. Bases 1 to 1455 code for a protein of 484 amino acids.